Molecule: messenger RNA, 2457 nt
Organism: Anopheles merus
Lineage: Eukaryota; Metazoa; Arthropoda; Insecta; Diptera; Culicidae
Exons: 3
Coding region: 835-1191 (118 amino acids)
Source: RefSeq, a predicted model, not a curated record
UUGCUCUGUUUUGCUUCUUCAUUGCAAUUCACUACAUACGAUCUUGAAUCUUCAAUACAUUGAAUCGAUCUUCAAAUCGGAUCAUCGUCGGAAAAUCUUACGCGUUCAAAUGACUUAUCACACAAUAAACGAUUCUUUAUCGAUGCAUGAGUCGUUUGAGGUUUAUUCUUCUUGUCUUGUCUUGUAUUCUUUUUGGCGUGAACGUCCUACGCGGACCUGCUGGCCUAUACAGGUCUUCAAGACUUUAUGCAGUACCACGUAGCCUGAUUGUCAGUCCUUGCUACGGGAGAACGGUCCAUUCUGGGCUUGAGCCCGAGUCGGGCAUGUUAUUGAGUCGUUCGAGUUGACGACUGUACCACGGGAUCGCCCCUUAUUCAUCAUGUGUGAUUCAUAAAACACAACACUAAUCUUAAUCGUGUAUUUUCUUCUUUUCUUUCUAGCACUUAAAUAUGCUCAUCUGCGCACUAAAAACAUCCAAUACUCAUCACAUUGCUCACAGCAAAUCCUUGACCGUAAAUCGGCAGUCUGUAAUCAUGCACGAUGCAAAUCGAUUUGUGGUUGGAACGAUAGCUCAUUUGACGACCGGAUGGCACGGUGACGUUCACUUUUUUACCAGUCCCCGGUGCCGGUAUGUUUACAUCCGGCGGGGGUCAUUCGUGGGAGUGUUUUAGCAAUUGCUGGUCGGCAAAGACGAACUAGUCACAGCCACAGUCCCGUUCGUACGUGUCACCCGUUCGGUCCGACCAGGAGACUCUUUCCCGCAGGGCUAAACCCAGCGCCAGCUGUCGAUGUGUCCAUCCAUACGAGCGUCCAGAUCGGUUAGGCCCUAAAAUUAUGCAGCUCGUACAGAUAGUAACCGUGUUCAGCUGUAUCGUUUUACAGCUUCAAUCAGUGGCAGGUCUGAAGUAUCGCGCUGAGCCGAACGUGGUACCGAUAGUGCCGGCCAGUGCGUUUGGCAACGAAUUAGAGGCGGGACGGAGCGCCCCAAAAUCACCCCUGCUAGAGAUAGUGCUUCGCAUUCUGGACAGCAUACAGAUUGUGCCGAAGAAGCGGUCAAGGCGACGGGCGCGAUCGUACAUCCCUGCUUCCGGGGACGUGCGUCUAUCUGCUACGGCUACCGCCGUUUUUCGGCAGUUCAAUUUUCGGAGGACGGGUGGAGAAACCACUGAUGGCACUAUCGCUAGAAUCUAGCGAGACGGCAGCUGCGCCGGCUUCCGACCAGCUUGAUGACGAUGAUUACGAUUAUGAUGAUGUCGAUGGUGAUGAGGAUCGAAGGGAAGGGUUUUUCCCACUCACCAGCUAUCAGCUGAGGCAGCUAACCAGCUCCAGGCGGUUUUACGAUAUGGUGCUGGGCGUGCUGGGCGUGAUGGAGACCGAAGCGCGCCACCAAGUGCAACGUGCCCGGGAGCGUAAGCAGGAAAUCGUGCGAUCAGCAAACGGUGGGGACGAUCGGCCGACGUCCGAAGAGCAACCGGCGUAAUGUGGUCAAUUUUGUGCUGAUGAAAGGAAAACAAUACACUACCGAACUAACGAUAGGAAAUAAGUAAGGGAGAGAAGGAAAGCGAGAGAGGCAAGGAGAGAGAAAGAGAAAACGAGAGAAACAAACGAACAAUAUGAUCCACCAAACUGGAUCGGAGGGCAAACCGCGUGAACCCGGGCACGAGCCGCGCUGCAGUUGACAUUGAAUUCCAAUUGAAAUAAACUUGUACCUUAUUGACAAAAGGCCGUGACGGUGGUGAUGGAGGGGCAACGUGAAAGAUGCAAUGCAAUGAUCGCUGAUGUGUGGAAUGAACAUUAUGAACAGCUACAUUACAACGAAAUAGCUUGAACCGCUCUAAUAGAAAGCCAUGUGCAAAGUUUGAAAAGACUUGCAUGUGCGCACCCUUUACAACUUCAUUUGCGCCUGAUAAUGGAUGCCCUAAGCCUCAUUUUUAUGUAGAAUUCCUCCAGCAAUCGUAAUUCUGCUAAAUUCGACUGACGUCGCACGCUAUCAUCAAUCGGAAGUUGCACGAACUCCGACGAUCGGCCCGUUGUUUACGGGCCGUCGCUCCUAUCGCGCUGUCGAACUUCGGCGCACGACUUCGGUAGGUAGGUGAUACAGGGCAAGCGGCAGGCCCUGAUAAGGUAGCAAGACAAAAAAAAAGGGAUUUGAACUAAAUUGUGGGAAGCACACACACGCACCGAACAACCCCCGAACGAGCGUAACGAUCGUAGAGCAGCCGCUGGUCGGUACAUAAAAUGUGCUAACGCGAUCGCGUCUCCUCCGCCGCAAACAUCAACGAUCGCCACCACACAUGAGCCAUCCGGCUAGCGUACAUAAAAUAUCAGUUCAAGUGCGACGACUUUGAACAUUCGUGAUUACAAGCUCGCCUGUGUCGGAUCGCAACUGAUCGCUGCUAGAAGUCGCAAGAACGAUCCUUGUUUCUGUAUAAAGUAUCUUUUUUUUGUGUGUGAAAU